AUGCCCUUCCAGACGACAUCUCUUCUCCCAUUGACUGUGUCUGUCUCCUCUGUGCCUGACAGCCUGAGCCCUCCCACCAGCGAGCCCCUCCACCCCCGACCCCACGACCAGCACAAAGACGACAGAGACCGACUACCCAGUGCACCUGCCUCCGCCGCCUCAGACGCACCUGCCUCGACACCUCCAGUGGGCAAGAGCAACCCGCCCCCGCCUUCCUCCCGUGGUGCCAUCAACCACGCGAGACGCUACACGCUUUCCCGCUUCCCUCUACUCCGCAAAGGAAGCCGCGAAUUGACCAGAACGCCCUCUACCACAAAGAGCCCCGCAGAAUCGCCCUUUUACGCUACAGGUGCACCGCGCUCCUCACAGUCGCUUGCGCGUGGACCAGAUCUUUCUCCCGCACACGAAUCCGCCGCCAGCCUCCACGACGACGGCGACGUCAUAGCUGAAGAGGCGGAAAGCACACAACUUCUGUUAGAGAGGCCGAGAGCAGGCAAGCCCGACAAGAUGCAUCAAACAAGUUCGCGGUUACUCCGCAUGACCGACGAUGAGCGGCCCUAUACUAGGGACUUCAAGGAUCUCUUCUCAACACUCAUGGUCUCGCUUCCCCUUACAGCACAUCGCGUUCGCUUCAGGAUGAUUGACUUUACUUUCACAUCAGAUGAAGCAAUCACCAAUCUUGGAUCCCUCAAAUUCUCUCAGUCAAACCGCAUGCCUGAUCCCAAAGACUCAUCACGUGUCGUGACUACCACCACUACCACCACGUUCUCAAUGGCCAAGGAAAUGGCUCGUUCCGUCUGCCAGAAGUUCCUCGAGGCUAAGUUUGUCGAGUCGGUAGAAGGCAAGACAGACUUCAUGAACAAGAGCUCGGUCUGGCAACUUACGCCCAAGGGCAUUCAUAUUCUGGAGCGGUUUUGCACACGCAACGGUAUCGCUUCAGCUCACGUCAAGGCAGUCAUCGAGUCCAACAGGAAUCCCCGACAAUUAGUCGUUCUUGAGCGUAACACCGAAACUGACAAGCUCCAUCAUGACGAACAGACUGUUGAGAUCCUCUUCCGCCGCUUCAUUGGUACCACGGCAAAUGAGACCCAAUCGGAUUCCGACUCAAUACAUGAGUUCUCAAAGUGUGAUGUUGGAGUUAAGCUUGUCAAGCAUCGACCUACCUCGCAACGCCAGUACGAGUACACCUUUAACGGACGCAAUGCCGCACAGUGGCUCAUGGACUGCACAACUAUGGUUGACCCCCGCGAAUCUGUCGAGGUUGGCUCAUUAUUCUUGCAACUCAAGCUUAUCGCCCCAGUUGAUCCUCGCAACUCAGAACACCAGUUCCAGCCCUCCAAGCAGGUACACUACUACAUCACCAAUCACGGGGAGCGCGUUGCUGGCUGGCUCCUGGAGGAAGUCCCAUCUGGUGGAGAGAUCGCAGUGAAGUCAAGAGACGGGGUUGCCCGCGAUUCCAACAGCAACCGCACCAACGUCAUCAUCCGCAACCCUUCAUGGCGCCUUCUGUACCGCGAGUUCCUCAAGGAAACCAUGUGUGAGGAAAACCUCUCCUUCUACCUUGAGGUCCAGCAGUUCAACAAGCAGUACCGGGAUGCUAUCAACGACAAAGGUGACAACAAGGUCGAGACGAUCCGGGAGACACUUGCUGCAGCUUAUGGUUUGUACAAUGCUUUCUUAGCUCCUGGCUCGCCCAACGAGCUCAACAUCGACCAUGGUCUUCGUACACAACUAGCCACUCGCAUGACCCGUGCCGUCGGUGACGACGCAGCCAUGCUGCAAAGCCUUAACGAAGUUGCUUCCCUUUUCGAGAAGGCACAGCAAUCUAUCUUUAAGCUGAUGUCAAGUGACUCUGUACCCAAGUUUGUAAAGCACGCCAAAUACGGCCCUCAACUACGCGGUCUUGACGCCGCCGCUGCGUCCGCCUAUGUCGCCUCACCUACUGCCACUCGAUCAUAG
Messenger RNA from Alternaria atra, 1959 nucleotides. RefSeq lists its product as uncharacterized. Lineage: Eukaryota; Fungi; Ascomycota; Dothideomycetes; Pleosporales; Pleosporaceae. The coding region runs from base 1 to 1959 and encodes 652 amino acids. Gene Ontology annotation, biological process: intracellular signal transduction. The transcript is spliced from 4 exons. The record is from RefSeq and is a predicted model, not a curated record.